UCCAGCCGCCGGCCGCCAUUUUGGAGGAAAGUUUGGAAUUUCGGGCACAGAAGGGGGGGAGAGAGAGAGAGAGAGAUACUAAAAGAGGGUGGGGAGGAAGAGAGAGAGAGAACAAGACGGGGAGAAGUUCGGUUUGAGAGAGAGAAGAAGAAGAAGAAGAAGAAGUAGUAGUAGUAUUGGAGCUGACAACGGAUUUGCCGGAUCGAGGCGGGGGAGCGAGUUCAGACAAGUACUCCCCAAGAAAAACGCCGAGCAACCCGGCGGAAGGGGGUGGAUGAGUGGGAGACGGCGCGAAGGAUCGGAUUCAACUUUGCUUCUGUCAGACAGCGGGGCUUGGGUGUGAUUUGUGGCCGGGGUGUGGAGAGGGGAGUUGCAGGUCCUCCGCCCCAGCGUUAACCCCCCGAGUGUCCGCGGACGCGAGUGCUGGGCUGGGGGAGGUACGCACCGCCUAACUCCGCUCCUGGCUGGCUGACCCGACUGCGCAGGGGGGGCUGGAUUUCCCCCCCUUCUCCUUCUUUUCGCGUGGUGCCAAAGUUUCAGGAAACUCCCCGACCCAGGAUUGCACGCUCCCGUGUGCCUCCCCUGCAGCUCGCCCGCUGCCCAGAGUUUGCCGUUCCGGGCGCUGAACGAGGGGACCCCCACCCGUGUCCGUGUCCGGGUCCGGCGCGGAGCUCUUCAGAAACCCGAGACGCGAGGUGCGCAGGGCUCACCGGGGCUUCAUGCGAGCCCGGAUAAACUCUGCUCCUGGGAAGGGCGCUCGGCUGCACCGGAGGAUUGCUUUUCUUGGGAGAUUUUAAUUCCUGGGUUUUCGCCGGGCUCCGCUCCGCAGCGCCGGAACUGAACAUGCCAGUCAGGAAGAAAGAUGCACAGCGAGCGCUGCAGCUGCUGGAGCAGUACCGGGAGAAGCUGAGCCAGACCGAGGACCGCCAGCUCCGCCACUCCAUCGAGAGGGUCAUCACCAUCUUUCAGAGCAACCUCUUCCAGGCCCUCAUAGACAUCCAGGAAUUUUAUGAAGUGACCUUACUGGACAAUCAGAAAUGUGUCGAGCCCCCGAAGCCUGUAGAGCCCACGCCUCCGGUCAAUCUGUGGGAGUUUUCCAGCCUUCCGAGCACAACUGUGACUUCAGAAACCCUGCCCAGCAGCCUUAGCCCCAGCGUAGAGAAGUACCGGUACCAAGAUGAGGACACGCCUCCACAGGAGCACAGCUCGCCGCACCUGGCCAGCGAGGCGAAGGGGCCGGAGCUGGUGCACGUCUCGGAGAAGAACCUCUCGCAGAUCGAGAACGUGCACGGAUUCGUCUCGCACUCCCACAUCUCGCCCAUGAAGGUAGAAUCGCUGGAGUGCAUCUUCGAUGGCCCAUCAGCUUUAGGAAAUGACGAGAUACCUGCUUCUGCGCUGCCGGCCUUGUACAUACAAAACGGUUCGCUCUCCCAGGCAAAUCCUCCACCUGUAGUGGUGAAUACAGACAGUCUGGACACUCCUCCAUACGUGAAUGGAACAGAGGCAGACUAUGAAUAUGAGGAAAUCACGCUUGAACGGGGGAAUUCAGGCCUUGGUUUCAGUAUCGCAGGUGGUACAGAUAAUCCCCACAUUGGAGAUGAUCCCAGUAUCUUCAUCACGAAAAUCAUCGCGGGAGGCGCAGCUGCUCAGGACGGCAGGUUGCGGGUCAACGACUGCAUCUUGAGAGUCAAUGACGUUGACGUCCGAGAUGUCACCCACAGCAAAGCAGUGGAAGCCCUGAAAGAAGCCGGGUCGAUCGUCCGGCUGUACGUCCGCCGGCGGAAACCCGUCACGGAAAAAAUAGUGGAGAUCAAGCUUGUUAAAGGGCCUAAAGGUCUGGGCUUCAGCAUAGCUGGAGGUGUUGGGAACCAGCACAUUCCAGGGGACAACAGCAUCUACGUCACCAAAAUCAUCGAAGGCGGCACAGCUCAUAAAGAUGGGAAGCUUCAGAUAGGAGACAAACUUCUGGCCGUGAACAGCGCUUGCCUUGAGGAGGUGAGUCACGAAGACGCCGUGACAGCCUUGAAAAACACUCCGGAUGUUGUUUAUUUGAAAGUUGCAAAGCCAACCAGUGUCUUCAUGAACGACAGCUUCGCUCCCCCUGACAUCACCAACUCCUAUUCGCAGCACAUGGAGAACCACAUCAGCACCCCCAGUUACCUGGGACACGUGCUACCGCCAACAACCCCAGGGAGGUACUCCCCCAUCUCCAAAGGAAUGCUGGGAGAUGAAGAGAUGACAAGGGAGCCGAGAAAGGUGGUCCUGCACCGAGGGUCCACGGGCCUGGGCUUCAACAUCGUGGGGGGCGAGGAUGGCGAGGGCAUCUUCAUCUCCUUCAUCCUGGCAGGCGGGCCGGCCGACCUGUGCGGGGAGCUGCGGAAGGGAGACCGCAUCGUCUCGGUGAACGGGGUGGACCUGCGCAGCGCGACGCAUGAGCAGGCGGCCGCGGCGCUGAAGAACGCGGGACAGACCGUCACCAUCGUGGCGCAGUACAGGCCGGAGGAAUACAGUCGAUUUGAAGCCAAAAUCCAUGAUCUUCGAGAGCAGAUGAUGAACAGCAGCCUCAGCUCAGGGUCCGGUUCCCUGCGGACCAGCCAAAAGCGAUCCCUCUACGUCAGGGCCCUCUUCGACUACGACAAGACUAAGGACAGCGGGCUCCCCAGCCAGGGCCUCAACUUCAAGUUCGGGGACAUUCUGCAUGUCAUCAACGCCUCGGACGACGAGUGGUGGCAGGCCAGGCAGGUGACGCCAGAUGGCGAGAUCGAGGAGGUUGGCGUCAUCCCGAGCAAGCGCAGGGUGGAGAAGAAGGAAAGAGCGAGGCUGAAGACGGUGAAAUUCAAUUCCAAGUCCAGAGACAAAGGGUCAUUCAAUGACAAGCGUAAAAAGAACCUCUUUUCCCGAAAGUUCCCUUUCUACAAGAACAAGGACCAGAGCGAGCAGGAAACGAGUGAUCUCGACCAGCAUGUAACCUCUAAUGCCAGCGAUAGUGAAAGUAGUUACCGUGGACAGGAGGAAUACGUGCUGUCGUAUGAAUCAGUCGUCCAGCAGGAAGUGAACUACACCCGUCCAGUGAUUGUGCUGGGUCCCAUGAAAGACAGAAUAAACGACGACCUUAUCUCUGAGUUCCCCGAUAAAUUUGGAUCCUGCGUCCCACACACAACCAGACCAAAGCGCGACUACGAGGUCGACGGGAGGGACUACCACUUCGUGACGUCGCGAGAGCAGAUGGAGAAGGACAUUCAGGAUCACAAGUUCAUCGAAGCCGGCCAGUACAACAACCACCUGUACGGCACCAGCGUCCAGUCGGUGCGGGAGGUGGCAGAAAAGGGCAAGCACUGCAUCCUGGAUGUGUCUGGCAAUGCCAUCAAGAGGCUGCAGAUUGCACAGUUGUAUCCAAUUGCUGUUUUCAUUAAACCAAAAUCGGUGGAAAAUAUAAUGGAGAUGAACAAGAGGCUGACGGAGGAGCAGGGCCGCAAGACCUUCGACCGAGCCACCAAGCUGGAGCAGGAGUUCACCGAGCACUUCACAGCUAUCGUGCAAGGGGACACUCUGGAGGAGAUCUACAACCAGGUUAAACAAAUCAUCGAGGAACAGUCUGGGUCCUUCAUCUGGGUACCAGCAAAGGAAAAAUUAUGAAGAAGCUGAUAUUUUAUCUCCAGUUUUUUCCUUUCGUUUUUUUUUUGUUAACCAACCUGGCCUGCUGCGCUUGACGGCUUCUUUCCUUGUUCUUCGGGAGCCUCCCCCUACCCUCCUGCCCCCCCCCCCAGCCGCACGUGUCAUUGGGGUCAUGACCCCCCAUUGCCUCCUGGUUUCCCCUCGGAGCCUCGUUCUCCCAUCGGGACUGUGGAGAGCAUCUGGACGGGUCAGCAGCUUGGGGCGGACAAGCCCUCACCAGCUACAAGACAAGGGGGUCUCAUGGUACAGUUCCUUAAUGUUUAAGGGAGGUGACAGUCUGCAAAAUGUUUAGAGAUGCAUAUAUAUAUAUAAUUAUUUUCUUUGUUUUUUUUUCCAUUAAUAAAAGGAAGGAAAUGCAGUCUCAUUUAUUGGCUCAUAAAGAAAAAGCAAGCAAUCACUUUGCACGGUAUAGCUUUAACAGCAUGCUUCUGUUUGUUUUUUUUGUUGUUCAUAGUAGAUCUUAGUUCCUGUGAUCUAAUUUCUGCAGGAUCAUCAUUAAUCAAAGCUUUUAUUUUUUUUCCCAUCUGACCUUUAUUGUAUUUAAAUUCAUAACCUCUUCGAUAGGCCGUGCUCUAGGGGGGCCCUUCGGUUUUUGUCGGUACAACUGCACAAAGAGGAAAAGCUGCGUGUUGGCUCUGUGUGCGAAUGUCUGAGUGGGUUCUGCUUACACUUAUGGGUGUCUGAUCAUUUACAAACUCUGCUUUUGUCUCGCUGGUCUUUGAUGGUAGUUUAAAUCAUGUAUAGGUGCUCGAGAGAGAGUUCUUAAAGAACAAGGAACAGCUGAUUGUAAUUGAUGUCACACUUUUUUUAAAGGAAGGCACGGUGUCCAUAAAAUAUAGGCUAAAUGCCGAUGCAAAAAGAAUUUAUUGUACACUGAGAUUUUAACAGAUGUUUAACCCUCGGUAAACUGCCUAUUUUGUUAUAAUAAAAGACUUAUAUUGAACUUUACUUAAACACUAUAACUAUGGGAAUUAUUUUCUUUACAUUGUUAAACAUAUAUAAAUAUAUAUAUUUUCCUUUACUUUUACCACCAACUCCUUUGUCGUUUCAUUUCCUUUUUAUGCCUAAAUGUCGAGGAAAAACCAUUCUGAGAAAUCUGCUGCAGGGGUGUGGUGGUGGGGCAAAACUAUUUGGUACAACGCAAUCGCGGAUUAAAGGAAACCACAGCAGCUCGGUCUCCUCUCUCUCCCCUCCAUGUGACUUCUGUGUGAGGUUUUUCAUGUGACGUGCAUGGUUUUUAAGCAAUAGUCUUUAUUUAAAAAAAUGAAGAAAAACGAGAAAAAAAAUAUCCAACUUAUUUCUGUAUGUUUUCACCUGGGAUUGCAAAUGUCAUAUCUUCUAAUGUAGCUCCGCAUCGGGAUGUACAGGCUUCUUGUGUGGAAAGAUUAUAUAACUAUAUUUUAACAAGUCAGAAUAUGUUGUUCUUUAAUAUAAAAAGCCUUUAAUCCUAACACCAUAGGAGCAUUGCCUGAUUAACCUUUUGCUCAUUUUCAUGUUCUACGGAGACGAUUGUUUUAUAUAAGACGGCUUAUUAACAACUUUCAUUACAGCUUUCUAAGUCAUUCUGGGACUGGAAUAUGUAAAUAACUGCCAACCUUAUUCAUUCCAUUUGUCAAAAAGAGGAGAUCGGCUAAUAAACUCUGUCAUACAACUUA
Molecule: messenger RNA, 5330 nt
Organism: Lepisosteus oculatus (spotted gar)
Lineage: Eukaryota; Metazoa; Chordata; Actinopteri; Semionotiformes; Lepisosteidae
Source: RefSeq, a predicted model, not a curated record